This is a messenger RNA of Aspergillus saccharolyticus JOP 1030-1, 1572 nucleotides long. RefSeq names its product putative NAD binding Rossmann fold oxidoreductase. Gene Ontology annotation, cellular component: cytoplasm. Gene Ontology annotation, molecular function: oxidoreductase activity; nucleotide binding. The record is from RefSeq and is a predicted model, not a curated record. NCBI's taxonomy places the organism in Eukaryota, Fungi, Ascomycota, Eurotiomycetes, Eurotiales, Aspergillaceae. Gene Ontology annotation, biological process: NADPH regeneration. Bases 289 to 1356 code for a protein of 355 amino acids. The transcript is spliced from 2 exons.
GCAAUUCUUGACAAGAUCUCGACCAUGUGGACUGGGGUCAUGCUGCGUUCACGAUUUGAGAAAGAUGGUAGUCAAAUCGAGGAAUUAUCUCCUUGCUGGUUGUGGGUCUACUACAGGGGUUCCGAAAAGGGGAGUCCGCCAAUGCCAACAUAUAUAAAGGUCUGAAGGCCCUGGGAGUAGACACCAAGAGACAAGCAGACUCAACAAAACAAAAAUCUUUUCCUGGGUCGAGCAUAUUAGCUUUCCUUCCCCCCUUUGUCCCUUGAGAAUACCGCAGACUCAUACAGCAUGUCCAUCCAAAAGCUCAAAGUCGGCAUGGCCGGCCUCGGCCGAGUAGGCAAGAUCCACGUCAACAAUUUCCUGCAUCAGACUCCCCGCGCCGACCUGGUGGCUGCUUUCUCGCCAGACCCUGCGGAGAUUGCCUGGGGUCGACAGAACCUCGAGCCCUACGGCGUGACCCUGUACGAUGACUACGACAAGAUGCUCGCGCACCCCGGGCUGCAGGCCGUGGUCAUUGGCACGGCCACCUCGGUGCACGCGGAGGAGACGAUGAAGGCGAUUGAUCGGGACCUGCACGUCCUGUGCGAGAAGCCUCUCUCGACGAGUGUUGAAGUGUGCAAAGCUGUUGUCCAAAAAGCCCAAACCAAGCCCCACCUCAAAGUAAUGUGCGGCUUCUCCCGCCGCUUCGACGCCUCCUACCGCGAAGUCCACUCCAAAAUCAGCCAGGGGCUAAUCGGCCGCCCCUCCAUCAUCCGCAGCCAGACCUGCGACAAAUACGACCCGUCGGGAUUCUACGUCGCCUACGCCGCCUGGUCCGGCGGAGUCUUCGUCGAUAUGUCCGUGCACGACAUCGACCUGACACUAUGGUUCCUCGGCGAAGACUCCAUCCCGAAGAGCAUCUCCGCGUACGGAAUCACCGCCGUGCAGCCCGAACUCAAGCAGUACAACGACUACGAUAACGCGGUCGGCAUUGUAGAGUUCUGGGGCGGGAAGAUCGCGUACUACUACUGCUCGCGCAUGAUGCCGCACGGGCAGGAGGAUACCACCGAGGUGAUCGGCACGGAGGGGAAGCUGUCGGUGAAUAUCAACCCGCAGCGGGAUUUUGUGAAUUACUACCACCCCGGGGGGAUUACGCGCGAGGUGCCGCCAAACUUUGUGGGGAGAUUUGGCGAGGCGUUUGUGCGCGAGGCGAAUGAGUUCACUGCGGCGUGUCUCGAGGGGACGGCGCUGCCGGUGCGUUUGGGGAAUGCGGUUAAGGCGGUCGAGAUUGGCGCGUAUCUGCAGGAGGCGCUGGUGUCCGGGAGGCAAAUUCGGUUUGAUGAGAUUGGGAGGAGGGUGGAGGCUGCGCAGUUGUAGAUGGAUUCAGCUCUUGUUCUCGAUGUGUUUGGGCAGGGAUGGGGCAUUAUUUUCUGGUGGUAUCAGUGAAAACGAGUAUGUGCAUUUGCCUUCCGCCUUCCCAGUCUCCUGUUCCUGGUUCAGAUUAGAAAUUGUUUCUCUACACCCCAAUCAUAGAUCUCUGGUGAACGGCCCGUUAAGCUACGUUUGUGGUUCUCCUUGUAUGGUUGUAUCGUU